CACCCCGGGGAGGGACUAGUUCGCUCGUAUUUCUAAUGUAGGGACUGUCAUAAGGCUUCUCUAUCCGCCGAAUAGCAAGAGAAAUCCUCUCCUAAGAGGUUUACGUCAUGGAAGAUAGGCUACAUUUCCAUAUGCACUUCUCAUAAACACCAGUGAAUUAAAACAUUAACGGAGCUUUUUUUUUCUCAAACACGAAACCAUAUCAUUCCUCAAGACGCCGCGAGAUCACAUUUCCGACAUCUACGGUGAUAUGCAUUUAUGUAGGUCACUGAACUCGAGCCUACUUUACUCUGUGGCAUGACCUAAAACCCUGAAGUCCCCUGAAACCCAGCUACUGGACCUUAGCUCCAGGACUAGUGUGUCCUGAUCACAUCGACUACUCUCCCACCAGACCCUGUACCUCCCGAGACAAUGUGAAUGUGGACUGGGUUGUGGGUACUGAAUCCCAAAGGGGCCAGUCAGGAAGAGAACCAGACCUUCUGGCUGCUAUGGACUAUUGGAUUAACUCCUACUGAAUCCGGUCAGCUCUGCUUUUAAACUUCACAAUGGUGUUGUUUCUGAUUGCAACUACAAUAACCUUGAAUAACUCCUCUCGUGAGAACCAGACUUUAGAAAACCCUACCUCCCAGGGUGCCCAUGUCCUUCCCCCUACGCUGAUCUCUCUUCUUCUCAUCAUCAUCAUUCUCCUGAUUGUAUACUUCCUAAGGUUUAGAAACCACAGGAAGGCUCUUAUCUCUCAGAAGACUCCAAAUGGCUUCUUGGAAGAUCAAGGAGAGCAGACAGUGGUCCUCCUCCCACGAUCCCCCUCUCCAUCCAAGAGGUACUUCCCCAUCCCCCUGGACUUGCUGGAGGACGAGUUCCGAAUACGCUCGGCAGACGACUGCAAGCUUUUUAGAGAGGAGUUCAAUUCACUGACCUGUGGCUACCACCACGGCUCCUUUGAGGAGGCUAGCAGGGAGAUCAACAGGGACAAGAACAGGUAUCCAAACAUCCUACCAUAUGACCAUUCCAGAGUAUUGUUAACGCAAAUAGAUGGACAUUCUUGUACGGACUACAUAAAUGCCUCAUACAUAGAUGGUUAUAAAGAGAAGAACAAAUUAAUUGCAGCUCAAGGCCCAAUGCACGACACAGUGGCUGACUUCUGGCGGAUGAUUUGGGAACAGAAGACUGCUACUAUAGUGAUGCUCACUAACCUGAAAGAGAGAAAAGAGGACAAGUGUUACCAGUACUGGCCAGACCAGGGCUGUUGGAUGUAUGGGAGUGUGAGGGUGUCAGUGGAGGACUUUACUGUACUGGUGGACUACACCAUCCGCAAGUUCUGUGUACAAUAUCAGGGGAAUGAUGGCCCAAGGGCCCCCCGCUUAGUCACCCAGCUCCACUUCACCAGCUGGCCAGACUUUGGGGUGCCCUUCUCCCCUAUCGGCAUGCUCAAGUUCCUCAAGAAGGUGAAGACAGUCAACCCGUCCUAUGCAGGACCCAUCGUAGUGCACUGCAGUGCUGGGGUAGGUAGGACUGGGACGUUCAUCGUCAUAGACGGCAUGAUUGACAUGAUGCAUGUAGAGAAGAGGCUGGAUGUCUUUGGGUUUGUGACCAGAAUACGGGAGCAGCGUUCUCAGCUCGUCCAGACCGAUAUGCAGUACUCGUUCAUCUACCACGCUCUGCUGGAGUAUUAUAUGUAUGGGGACACAGAGCUGGAUGUGUCCUCUCUGGAAGGCCACCUGCAGAAACUCCACAACACCAGAACACCCCUUGACAAGCUGGGCCUAGAGGAAGAGUUCAGGAAACUGACCAAUGUACGCAUAAUGAAGGAGAACAUGAGGACUGGAAACCUUCCUGCAAACAUGAAGAAGAACCGUGUGCUUCAGAUUAUUCCAUAUGACUUCAACCGGGUUAUAUUAUCAAUGAAAAGGGGCCAAGAGUUCACGGACUACAUCAAUGCAUCAUUUAUUGAUGGAUACAGACAGAAGGACUACUUCAUCGCUACCCAGGGUCCCCAGUCUCACACGGUGGAGGAUUUUUGGAGGAUGGUGUGGGAGUACAGGUGUCACUCUAUCGUCAUGCUCACUGAACUCAAGGAGAGGGAACAGGACAAGUGUUUCCAGUACUGGCCAGCAGAGGGCACUGUGACAUUUGGAGACUACACUUUGGAGCUGAAGGGGGAUGCACUAUGUGACACUUUCACUCUGAAGGACAUGGUGAUCAGAUAUGGACCAGAAAAGCAGUCACGGCACGUCAGGCACUUUCAUUUCCACGGCUGGCCUGAGAUCGGAAUACCGACAGAGGGAAAGGGAAUGAUCGACAUCAUUGCUUCAGUGCAGAGACAGCAACAACAGUCUGGAAACCACCCUAUUAUAGUACACUGCAGUGCUGGUGCGGGUCGGACCGGUACAUUCAUCGCCCUGAGUAACAUUCUGGAGCGGGUGAAAGCAGAGGGCCUACUGGACGUGUUUCAGACUGUCAAGAGCUUACGCAUGAAGAGACCACACAUGGUUCAGACUGUGGAACAAUAUGACUUCUGCUACAGAGUGGUUCAAGAUUUUGUUGACAUUUUCUCAGACUAUGCCAAUUUUAAAUGACAAUAUCUGCUAUAUACCCAUGUAUAUUUCCACGUAGCAUAUGCAAUUUUGUCAGAACCUUCUUUUCUAAGCUCUUUCAAGCUCUUUUUACACUUUGCACUUACCCACAAUACUUAAACAUAUUGUACCAUAUUUUAUUAUACAGGUAACUGCCAAAAUAAGGAAAUGAGGGAUACAAAGUAUAUUGAAAGCAGGUGCAUCCACACAUGUGUGGUUACUGAGUUAAUUAAGCAAUUCACAUCCCAUCAUGUUUAGGGUCAUGUAUAUUCAUCCAUUGUUUUGGCUACCAUGGCUAUGCCCACGAUAGGAUGACAAUGCCCCCAUCCACAGGGCAUGAGUGGUCACUGAAUGGUUUGAUGAGCAUAAAAACAAUGUAAGCCUAAUGCUAUGGCCGUCUCAGUCACCAGAUCUCAACCCAAUUGAACUUAUGUGAGAUUCUAGAGCGGCACCUGAUACAGCGUUUUCCACCACCAUCAACAAAACGCCAAAUUAUGGAAUUUCUUGUGGAAGAAUGGUGUCGUUCCAGACACUUGUAGAAUCUAUGGCAAGGUGCAUUGAAGCUGUUCUGGUUCGUGGUGCCCAACACCCUAUUAAGACACUUUAUGUUGGUGUUUCCUUUAUUUUGGCAGUUACCUGUAUAUGUUUGCUUAUCUGUCUGUUUGUUAAAAAGAGCCCAAAUGAAAAUGGAUUAUUAUCUCUAUUUAGUCACGGACAUUUCAACUAGCUUUGUCUCCUCAGCAUUUGUAUGUCAAAUGUUUUGAAUUGAAAACGUAAGACCAAAACCGGCGUGAAGGGUUUAAUUGAAUAGGUUCUCGGACUCAAGACAAUACUGAAAAGUAUGUUAUUAUGUACAUACUGUGUGUAUUAAUUAAGUUAUGCAUAUAAUCUUUUUCUAUUUAUAUAAUGUAGAAUUCUAUGUACAUUUUGAGUUUUACUGAUAGUCUAUGUUGAAAAAAUGACCAUGAGAUUGCCUUUCGUUGCCUGUGGUCUGUACUGUAGACAUGGCACAUACUGUAGAACUCCUGCUGUUGUAAAAAAUACACAACCUGUCAUGAGAGUUUGUGACAAGUGACUUAACAAAUGAACAUUCAGUUUUUGGUGUGUAUGUUGUCUGUUUCAUCAUAACAGUCUAUUGAGUAUCCAAUGGAAAACAAUCCAUUUGGACAACUUUGAAUUGCCAUCUGUUUCAAACAGCAAUUUUGAUCUGACCUCACUAACAAAUGGCUGUUCAUAUGUACACGGUUGUAAUAACUUUUGUACAACUUUUUUUUUAAACUAUGUUGGACCUUCCAUUUCAGCAUUUGCAUGUUUGAAUGAAACAGUGCCAUACAAAGAUUAGAAAAAUGUUCUCAUCAAGUUCAAAUUGUCCCCAAGUGACUUCAACUUCAAUAUACAUAGCUAAGGCAGCGGAUUGUUUAAUGUUUCUCAAGACUAACCUAAAAAGGAAGAAGAUUUCAAUGAAAUGAGUUGAUUUUCAUGAUAUCCUUAUAGUGUAUAGAACAUGAUUGGGAUUAAAGCAAAUGAUUAUAAUGCUCAUAUACCCCCCAAAAUGUGUAUUGAAUGUAUAGAGUUCUCAAUUAGAAAAGUGUCAUUUAGAGCCAGGCAGCAAUUUUCCGCUUGGUAAGUAUUUAUAGCCACAGUGCUCUCAUACCACUAAAUAACUGGGUUAUUGAUAAUAGUAAUUGAUUUAUGGAAGUUUCAGGAAGAUAUUUUAUUGAAUUUCAUCGUGCUGUAGUUUACUGUGAAAUCUAUAUUUUAGCAAUGAUCAUAAAUAAAUAGAAUUUAAAUUCAAAUGACCUGGUUACCCAGUUAUUAAGUGUUAAGGCACUCCACAGGGCUAUCCUUCAUGCCAAAGGUACAUUUAUGGAUUCAUAGCCUGUUAGGUAAAGAUACAAGUGUAAGGAUUAUGUCUUCUUACAGAACAUUUAGAAUCAGUCUUGUGUACAGAGUAUGAAAUUGAGCCAUAAUGUAGCGCUCAAGCAUCUUGUUCCUGUAUAUCUCUUGUCAUAAGUCUGUAUGAAGUUAAAAUUUCAUUUGUAAAAUCUGUCCGCAAUAAAUGCAUUGAAAAUAAACAAAUUUGCCAUUAA
Messenger RNA from Oncorhynchus nerka (sockeye salmon), 4663 nucleotides. RefSeq names its product receptor-type tyrosine-protein phosphatase epsilon. The coding region runs from base 546 to 2576 and encodes 676 amino acids. Gene Ontology annotation, molecular function: protein tyrosine phosphatase activity. Lineage: Eukaryota; Metazoa; Chordata; Actinopteri; Salmoniformes; Salmonidae. The record is from RefSeq and is a predicted model, not a curated record. The transcript is spliced from 21 exons. Gene Ontology annotation, biological process: protein dephosphorylation.